Delphinapterus leucas (beluga whale) is the source of this 3452-nucleotide messenger RNA. NCBI's taxonomy places the organism in Eukaryota, Metazoa, Chordata, Mammalia, Artiodactyla, Monodontidae. The record is from RefSeq and is a predicted model, not a curated record.
GCUAGUUGGUGUGUCCGAAGCCGUCGGGCACGGCGACAGAGAACUUGUGUGUGUGAGCGACGCUGGCCGUAUGGGCGCCGCAGGGAGAGAAGCCGAGGAGCUGCAGAGACAACCAGUUCUCAGAGUGGGGAGGGACUUAGUGCGAGAGAAACCACCUGGGUUCCCAUCCCCGAGCGGACCAGGGAGGGGCUUUCCGGGCCCGCGACGUCAGCGCAGCAACGACGGACCCCGCUGCGACGGCAGCAGGCGAGGGAUCCUGCCCGGCUCCGCGUCGGCUGCUCUCGGUGACUUGACUUCUUGGCUAGCCACCGGGGAGGCAGGGCUUGCGAUAUCAGGACCUGUCAUUUACUCCAUCAUUUAUAGUGAUGCUACAGGACAGAGAGGAAUGGAUAAAAACAUUGGCGAGCAACUCAAUAAAGCUUAUGAAGCCUUUCGACAGGCAUGCAUGGAUAGAGAUUCAGCAGUAAAAGAGCUACAGCAAAAGCAGACUGAGAACUAUGAGCAGAGAAUACGUGAGCAACAGGAACAGCUGUCACUUCAACAAACUAUUAUUGACAAGCUAAAAUCACAGUUACUUCUUGUGAAUUCCAGUCAAGAUAACAGUUAUGGCUGUGUUCCCCUGCUUGAAGACAGUGAAGCAAGGAGGAAUAAUUUGACUCUGGAUCAGCCACAUGAUAACGUAAAAUCACGAAUACCAAAAGAAAAAGAAUCAAAGGUAAGAAGACAAGAGGUUUCUUCUCCAAGAAAAGAAACUUCACCAAGGAGUCUUGGCAUUCCUUUAUUCCAUGAAAGAGGUUAUAUAGAGAAGACUUUCCGGGAUCUGAAAGAAGAAUUUCAUAGAAUAUGCAUGCUAGCCAAAGCACAAAAAGACCACUUAAGCAAACUUAAUGUACCAGCCGCUGUAACUGAGACACAGUGCUCUGUGCCUAUACAGUGUACGGAUAAAACAGAUAAACAAGAAGUGCUAUUUAAGCCUCAGGCAAAAGAUGAUAUAAAUAGAGGUGCACCAUGCAUCACAUCUGUCGCACCAAGAGGAUUGGGCCAAGAUGAGGAAGACACCUCUUUUGAAUCACUUUCUAAAUUCAAUGUCAAGUUUCCACCUACGGACAGUGACUCUACUUUCUUACAUAGCAGUCCAGAAAGACCCAGUGUCCUUGGUCCUGCCUCAUGUGAGGCUAUGUGCCAGGAUAAAUUUAAUAUGGAGCCCAGAGACAACCCGGGAAACUUUGUCAAAACAGAAGAAACUUUAUUUGAAAUUCAGGGAAUUGACCCCAUAGCUUCAGCUAUACAAAACCUUAAAACAACUGACAAAACAAAACCCUCAAAUCUUGUAAAUACUUGUAUCAGGACAACUCUGGAUAGAGCUCCGUGUUUGCCACCUGGAGACCAUAAUGCAUUAUAUGUAAAUACAUUCCCACUUCAGGACCCAUCUGAUGCACCUUUUCCUUCACUCGAUUACCCAGGAAAAGCUAUCCGAGGACCACAGCAGUCUGUGCAUUCAUGUUUCAGUAGAUGGCACCCUGCAUUGUGCAUUUGCUUUCUAGGCUACAGCAAGGGAAACAGCUGGUAUGUGAUUACAACUUGAUGGAAAAGUAUUCAGCUUAAAAAAUGCAGGAGAAUUGGUGUUGAGCUGUCACAAGACGUGGGGCAUAAGGUUAGAUAAUUGAUAUUUUGGCAGAAAGGCAAAGAAAUUUGUUUGUUUUGAAGGCCAUGUUACAGUUUAGGAUUCAAAGGAUAUUUCUUAAAAUGGGUUUUUUAAAACAUUUUGUUGUUUUAUUUUAAUAAAGCUAUGAGAAAUACAAAAUUCUUGAGUUGUCAAUAAUAACAAAGGGAAGUGAAAUUUUGGUUUCAUAUUUCAAAUUUUUACUUUUAUCUCAAUCAUUACUACUUAACACCUUUUUUUAUACAUUCAGCUAUCAUAAUAAAGUCUAAAAUAUACCUGCUUAUUUUUGCUCUAUGUGAUUUUCUUUUCUUCCUACUUUUGCUGAGUCAGUGAUUGGGGUCCCAACUGAAUUCUAUGAAAAGCUCAAAUCCGAACUAAUAGCUCCUAAUAGAGAAGGAUAAGUAUGGACUUUGAAAAUAAAUUGGCAGUAGAAGAUUGGCUCAUCCAAUUUAGAAGCUAAAUUGCUUCUGAGUCUAUUACUAUUUUAUAGAUCUUAAUUUAAAGUAUCUUUAACAUAACAAUCUUUUAUUUAUAUCCAUAUCAAUUUCCCAUUAGAGUGGUGCAUAUUAAUCAAUUGUACUUUUUGUUUAAACUGCCAACACUAAAAUUUAAAUCUAGUUAACUCUGUUAUAUACUCACAAUUAUUACUUCUUUUCUUUUAUCAUGGAAGAGAGGAAAUUAUUUUACUCCAGAUUUCAAAUAUGUAUUUUAAUAUUACUGUUUUUUGUAAUAAAAUUGCCACUUCUCACAAAAGUAUUUGAGUCAGUGUUAUUAUACACCCUCUGUACUGAUAUUUGAAUGUUAUCUUGGUGCUUAGACAGACUUUGUAUAUUUACAUCAACCGUACACAGCUGUCCACUAAAAUGUUUAUAAGAAGACAGUGAUGUAGUGAAACCCAAAUGCUUCAAUUAGUAAUAUACUGUUUAUGUAAUGAUUGGUUAACUAGGAUGAAAGAGAUUGGUUAAGGGAAUGUAAACUAACACUAUGUCAGGAGUUGAACUAGGUUGUUAUUUUAAAAGCAUAUUAGUAACAGGAAUACAAAGGGGUCUCUUUAAGUUGGCAUUUCGAGGUGAUUUUUCCUCAAAGUGCCAGAAUUUAGAUAUGUCAAGAUAAGAAAGCAAAUUUUAGAAAUAAUUUGGUUUACAACAUUUCAGGAAAAUAAGAUAUUCCAGUCAACAAACAUAUAUUGAGCACCUACUCUUGAACUAAAUGCUUUUUCUGGCCCUUCUAGAUAUUUUUUAAUAAGUACAGUUAAGAGUAUGUAGGUGUUGCUUAUAGUAAUGGAGGUAGCUCUGUAGAAUUAUGCUUCCCAUAAUCCUUUAACUGGCAACUGUUGACAGGCUUCACUUUAGUUAGCCACAAGAAAGGGUAAGAAGGCCAAAGUAUGUGCUUGUAACAGGAGCAAAAUAAGAAGUCAAAAGAAUGCAUCCAAUGUUGGACUUUGUUGAACGAUUAAAUAUUUGAGGUUUCAAAAAACAACUGAUCAAUAGAAUUUGUUUCAUACUUUAAAAAAAUUAUUUUCAAAAAUUAGAACACUUAUUUCUAUAUGAUUUAUUCAUUGUGUAUUUGCUUAUAAAUAGUAGCGAAAUUACAUUGCUCUUGAUCAAAAUGCACGUACACACACAUCAUUUCUAGUAUGCUGUGUAUUAAUAAAGGUCCUAUAACUUAAAGUUCCAAUAUAAAAUAGAAGAGAUAGAAUUUAAUUUUUUUAAAGUCUCAGUUAUUGACUAUUGUUCCAAAACUCCAAAACCCGUUGGGAUAACGGGUAUUAAAACAUGCUGGUGUUAAA